AUGUUGACCCGUUCGCCGCUCUUCGUGGCUUCGAUCGGUAACCCUCCGCCCCGAUGGCACAAGACCCUCCACUCAGCCGGUCACAUCCUCCUACGCGCGCUGGCCGAACACCUAGAUGCUCCCUUGCAGCCGAUGGCUCCGUACUCUCUGCCUGCCAACCCACCCCCAAGAGACUAUCCCGGCCCAUUCACCUCCCCCACCCAGCUCCCCAGCACGCAUACUCCAUUGUUCCUUUGGCAGUCGCCGACAUUGAUGAACAUAUCCGGCCCGACACUAGUAAGGGCGUAUGAAAAAUGGUGUGUGGAAAAGGGGGUGGUGGUUGGCGGUGUCGUCGGUGUAUCAAGAACAAACGCCGCAGCAGCAGCCGCGGGCACGGGCACGGGCACGGGCACGAGUACGAGUAUACUCUGCGACGAUAAAAGCCAAAGCCAAAGCCAAAGCCAAAGCCAAGGCAAAAGCAAAAGCCAAGAAGCCGAAACAAAACGUGCAAAGGACUCCCACAAGCCCAUCCCGCUAAACCUCAUCCUCCUCCACGACGACCUCGAGCUGUCACCAGGGAAACUCUCUGUGCGCCGCGGCGGCGCAUCCCUCUCUGCGCGCGGCCACAAUGGUAUUAAAAGCGUGGUGAAUAGUCUUGUGAAAGCCGGUAUGCUGUCGCCGGCGCGCGGGGCGGGGAAGAAAAAGGGCGGUAGCAGCGGCGGCGUUGUUGUUGGCAAUGUAGGGGCUCUCGACCCAACCCGUUUCCAGCUCACUCGGAUUGGGGUGGGCAUUGGGCGGCCUGCAAGUCGCGAGCCGGAGGAAGUGGCAGAGUAUGUGCUGGGGCGCAUGCCGGAUCGGCAGAUGGAGGUGACGGCAGGGUUGGUGGAGGAGUUAGUGAGGAUUUUGGAGAAGGAGGCUGAGAUGAUGGAUGGGGUAUGAGGGUUCGACGGAGAUGCGAUGGCGAAGGCUGCAUGGUAUGUGCUGUACGAUAAUGACAGGUUUAUAAUUUCUGCAUAGUUUUGGUUGGCUCCUAUAUUUGCUUUUGGUUUCAUUCCUGUUUUUCUGGAGGGGAUACCAUUUUGUUUCUUUUAUUGCCCAGAUACUCCUGUUCUUUUUAGACCUACACUUUCUGUAUACCUCGGUGUUGUUGCGCAUUCAUGAAAGCACCUAAAGGCGUUAUUGGCAAUGGAUAAAUUGGGGACAUCAAGAAAAUAAAAUGUUUAUCGAGCU
Histoplasma capsulatum G186AR is the source of this 1209-nucleotide messenger RNA. RefSeq lists its product as uncharacterized. Gene Ontology annotation, molecular function: peptidyl-tRNA hydrolase activity. The transcript has a single exon. The record is from RefSeq and is a predicted model, not a curated record. NCBI's taxonomy places the organism in Eukaryota, Fungi, Ascomycota, Eurotiomycetes, Onygenales, Ajellomycetaceae. The coding region runs from base 1 to 918 and encodes 305 amino acids.